Messenger RNA from Phalaenopsis equestris, 896 nucleotides. RefSeq lists its product as uncharacterized. The coding region runs from base 120 to 785 and encodes 221 amino acids. The transcript has a single exon. NCBI's taxonomy places the organism in Eukaryota, Viridiplantae, Streptophyta, Magnoliopsida, Asparagales, Orchidaceae. The record is from RefSeq and is a predicted model, not a curated record.
GCCAAGCUUAUGAAUUGGCCUCCAAUUGACCAAAUCCCUCCUCAUCCAUCUUCCCCUUCCUCGCCAUAAAUUUCUCCUCUUUUAUAUCCUCCACAAAAAAGCACUGUUCUUUAUUCCGAAUGGCGAGGGCGGCAAAAUCAAAGGCAGCGAGCACCAUGAGCCAUUUUUCGAAGGCGGCCACAUUCUCCGUCUCCCAACCUUCCCACAGUCCCGGCAGGCGGUCCGAUAAGGGCUUCUCCGGCCCCAUCGUGUCAAUAAUCCCCAAAGAUGCGCGGCACAAGAAGAGAAACAGUAGUGGGCGUGGAGGUGAACCCUCGUCUCCGAAGAUCUCGUGCAUGGGCCAAAUCAAAAAGAAGAAGAAGAAGUCCUCUGCUUCGGAGUGGAAGAAGGAAAGGGAAAUCGAGAAGCCGAGGAGGAGAAUAUUUUGUUUCUGUUUUAAGGGUCUUUUUCGGAGAAAGGUGAGACCUGGUGGGGAGCCAUAUGGGAAAGAGGUGGAGGAGAAGAUGGAGAAGCAGAGGUUGCCGGAGGUGAGAUCGUCGGCGGCUCCACGGUUGGGUCAGAUGAGACGGUAUCAGAGUGGGCGUGAGACGCUUGCUGAUUUUGAUUGGAGAAAGACGAUGGGGGAGAAGGAAGAGGAAGAGGAAGAGGAAGACGUAUUUAUUCCUCACUCUGCUCCGAUUCUGGUGGGCGGCGGUGCAGUGGCGUUGGAGCCGAAAAAGGAGGUGAAUUUAUGGAGGAGGAGGGACAUGAAUCCUCCACUUCCCCUUCAAAUUGAAAAGAAUUGAUCUUUUUUUCUUUUUAUUUUUGGUGGGGAAUUGCGGAAGGGAUAACGCAGUUGAUUGCAUGGUUAUUCUUCAUUUUCUCCAUUUUAGUGUUUGCCUUUGAAUUUGAUAGAA